GUCAUCGACAGCGAGCUUCCCUCGGUCCUACCGUUGGACCGCGGGCUCGGUCAACCCACCAGCCGAUUGACCGACCCGGAAAGUCACAGAUACUAUGUGACGGAAACGGAAUCGGGCCUUGCCCUCGGUGCCGCUGACCUCGGAUGGACGCUCGACGAGGACAGCUACAACCUGGCCAAGUUUGAUCAGAUCGACGGAGCGUGGCCGAUUAAAUCGCCGCUACCGCUACCGAAAUGGUCCAACAAACCGGCCAAACCGUACAUCAUCAACAAGGUGUGGCAGUACGAAGAUUUGAUAGGCCUGAUUGAAACUAAACUACAGCGGAUGUUGGAGGAGACUCAUUACAAUACAGCGAACAACUUUGUGGAUUUUCACAAGGCAUACCGCGGCGCUCACAGUGCCGACCCGGAUCUUAGAACCCAUUUCCAGAACUACACCAUACCGAUCAACCGUCGGCAUCACAUGUGUGUCAGUUUAGCAAUGGAGAUAGUUUCAAGGAUUGCAGAACAACACCCGCAUAUUGCCGAACACUUCUACCUGGUCUCGUGCGAAGAAGCAGUUGAAGAAUCGGAAGCUUACAUCAACCACUGCACCGAGAAAGACAUUGAGCACGCCGGACCAGGUCUGGAGAAGGAGCAUGCUCUGGUCGCGAUGCAAAUCGUGGUCGGGGGACGCGAAGGUGUGCUAAUCCUUGAUCCGGGUUACCACGUGGCACGCGCUGUUACCGUAAUGAAAGAUCAAUGUUAUCCACACUCCGGCUGGUUUACGCAAUCGAAUGAGCCUCACUGCAAACGCGAGUACUGCUACGUAUUGAGUCACCAUGAUUCGAACUUUAUCACCUGGACAGAACGCGUCACACGCGGCAGCAAGCAGCAGUACGAGAUGUCUUUGAUCUACAUCGAGCGGCCCUACCGAACAGCGAUUGAUGUCACCGUUCGUAGGAACCUCGUGUACAAUUUCCGCUCGUUGCUGUCUCGCGACGCCAAAGGCCGUGUCUGCGCCGGACUUUACUUCCCGGUCGUUCUCAGCCCAGCGGAUGCACAGGUGACUCUCUUCUACGAUAGUGUCAACGAUACACAAGUAAAACAAAAAUUCAAGUUCUCGUCGUUUAAAGAUCCCAAAACCAUUCCUGAUAAUAUUAUGGCUCAUUUGAAAAAUCUAGCUCCGCAACUGCGGAUGGAACUGACGGACCUAAUCGUACUGAUGGUUGAUCUAGCGGCGUCUACACAGGACGCAGAGUUCGUGAAACAGUUGCUGGACAUCAAUAACUGUAUUACCGAGAUGUCAGCAGAUAAUUAAUCAAAGCAUUACUUCUAUCUACUUUCCACAACAGCACAUCUUUCAAUUCUUUCAAUGUUCUUAAUGUAAGAGAAACAACAUGCGUUUUUACCUUUCUUACCACAAUUCCAGUGAAUAUAUUUCAAUAUUUAAUUUGGUUAGUUUAAUCCACACGUGACUGAACCGAUUUACAACAUCUACAGGACAGAUGAUCGAAACACCUAUCAAAAUGUAUCUAAUCGCGUAUCUAAUAUUAUGAGCAUAAACACAAUUCAAAUAUCGGUAGUCAAACACUUUAAUCUUUUAGGCAACUUAUAAACAGACAAGAACACACACACACGUACUACACACAAGCUAGAUAUGUUUCCGAUACCAACCCUAGGUAUCAGUUUCCAUUUAUUAUCAAAUCUUUUAAGGGAUGGGUCUUUAGACAGCAGGAUAGAAUUGGGUUACUUUAUUUUACCACACCAUAUAAAAGCAUACAUAUUUGUGACACUAGAAUAGUAGACAGAACCAUGAACGAUGAUUCGGUUACACUUUUCGUAAUAAUUGUCUAAUAAUGAAUAAAAAGUUCCCAUUCGGGAUGACGUAAUAACUAAAA
Messenger RNA from Armigeres subalbatus, 1879 nucleotides. RefSeq lists its product as uncharacterized. Lineage: Eukaryota; Metazoa; Arthropoda; Insecta; Diptera; Culicidae. The record is from RefSeq and is a predicted model, not a curated record. The transcript is spliced from 3 exons. Bases 325 to 1299 code for a protein of 324 amino acids.